Messenger RNA from Bufo bufo (common toad), 675 nucleotides. Its product is annotated as DNA damage-regulated autophagy modulator protein 1-like. NCBI's taxonomy places the organism in Eukaryota, Metazoa, Chordata, Amphibia, Anura, Bufonidae. The transcript has 6 exons. Bases 1 to 675 code for a protein of 224 amino acids. Gene Ontology annotation, cellular component: lysosome. Gene Ontology annotation, biological process: regulation of autophagy; photoreceptor cell maintenance. The record is from RefSeq and is a predicted model, not a curated record.
AUGACGCAAUCCUGCUGCCGUUUGUGUCCUAAUAACACCCAAUAUUUUGCUUUCUUUCUCAGUGACACGGGACGAAUAUUCCCCGAAUCGGUGGUCUUUACAGUGGUCUUCUUAAUAUCUGCCCUUUUUGGAGCUGGCAACGCUUCCAUCAUGUACCGGUUCAUGAUCAUCCGGUCUGAACAAUCAGAGAGGCGACAUAUCAUCUGCCAGAGAAUCCUCUAUGUCGUUGCAUGGAUGGGCUGCAUUGGGACCAUUGUGACCGCCAUAGUUUCGAUGAGGAUCAGUCCUACAGUCCACAGGAUCGGCGCAGGACCGGCAUUUUUCUUUUGUGCCGUUUACAACCUAGGUCAAGCUGUAUGCCUGUACAAGAAAUCCUUCAGCAGUCGCCGCCUAUGCCACAUUAGAUUGGCAUCAACCUUGGUGCCCAUUGUGGGCCUGCUGACCUUUUCUGUGUGUAUGACCAUCGGCUACUUUCAGCUUCUUCCAUGUACUGGCCGAUGUGAAGAGAUCUACACCAGGACAGGCAUGGUGGCCGAGUGGACUGGAUUCCUUGGCCUGAUAAUACACCAACUACUGAACUAUACAGAUUUCCAGCGUUUGUCUUUAACGUUGUCACGAGAAGGUGUCUCCAUUGGCCUGAGAGAAAAGACCCAGGACCCUGAAAACCCCCAAUAA